Molecule: messenger RNA, 1287 nt
Organism: Tarenaya hassleriana
Lineage: Eukaryota; Viridiplantae; Streptophyta; Magnoliopsida; Brassicales; Cleomaceae
Exons: 4
Coding region: 370-924 (184 amino acids)
Source: RefSeq, a predicted model, not a curated record
AACUAUAUCUCACGUGGCUGUGUCGUUGAUAACCCAACCCAAGAGCCAUACGACUCGCUUCAUUCUCUUUCUCUCCCUCUCUCUCUCUCCCUCUCUAUUUUCUGUAUUCUUGUUUCUUUUCCUUCUGUGAAUAUAGUCCCUUGAGAUCGGACUCUCUCUGUCUCUCUUGGACGCAGAGUGUAAGCUCCGACGGUACCAGAGACGAUCUCCACUCCUCCAGCUUUAGAAACGCUCCAGUGACCAGAUUUCGAUAAGAGCCACGUCACGAUUUGACCAGUUCAUCACGCUCUGUUGAUAGCUGUGCAAACAUAUUUCCAAGCCAUUGAACUUUUGCUGCGUCUGAUCUGAACAGAAAGCGGCAAUCGAAAGAUGAACAGCUGUGGCAUCCAACGAAACGCGUUUGCGGCCGGCGACGAGGUGAGGGGAAGUUCCAUCACUGUCGCCGUCUACGACCGCUGGGAGACCGUAGUUUGCCCAAAACCGCGUCGUAUCGGAGUCCUCAAUUCCGUCAACGCCCACCCUCAACCUGUCCAAUCCCUCAGAUCGCAGCUCAGCAACAAAGACGAGUUAAGCGACUCGAAUCCAGCAAGUGACCUUAUGGACAUCAUCCUCAGAAAGGUAGGUGGUGCACCAGCAGAACAGGAUUGUCCUGACACUAUAGCCUCGUCGCCUCUAUUUUUUCCUGGGUCACCGCCGGGCAGAGUACCUAACCCAUUAACUCAGGACUCUAGAUUCAGGGAUGGAGUUUUAGUCGCACCAUCUCCACCGCUCUCACUGCACACAGCGCUGCCACCAUCCUCCCCGCCCUCGGGGAGGACAGGUAGUUGCAUUAGGUCGAAUUUCGGGAACAACCCGAAAGUUAGAGUCGUGGGGUUCGAUCGCCUCGACAGGAGGGACAGACGCAGCAUCCCUUCUCUGGCUUAAACGAAACCCCAUCUUAUUCUUCAUUAACAUCAUCAUCUUAUUCUCCUCCUCCUUCAAACACAUGUAAUCAAAUUGCAAGCAGAGUACAUAGCAGAGCACAGGUAAAACGAUCAUAAGGUAGCUUAGAAGAAGGGUAACAAGAGAUGCAGGCAACGUGAGAGAGGGACAGUUUUCUAUUUGUCAAGAAGUUGGUGUAUGGAUGGUUUUGGUGAGUGUAAAUAUGUUCAAAGAAGGCUGUAAUUAGGGCUUUUUUUUUUGUAAGCAAGAAAAAUAAACAGAAGUUGUAAUUGAGAAUUUGAGAGUCGAGAUGUGAAGAAUCGUUUUCCAUCUGUGUUCGUAUCAUAAUAUUGUUACCUUUCCUCA